Molecule: messenger RNA, 1740 nt
Organism: Gossypium raimondii (Peruvian cotton)
Lineage: Eukaryota; Viridiplantae; Streptophyta; Magnoliopsida; Malvales; Malvaceae
Product: phosphatidate cytidylyltransferase 4, chloroplastic
Exons: 7
Coding region: 225-1445 (406 amino acids)
Cellular component (GO): membrane
Molecular function (GO): transferase activity, transferring phosphorus-containing groups
Source: RefSeq, a predicted model, not a curated record
UUGGGAGCCGAACCUAACCUAACCGUUCCCGUAAAAUCCCAAGAAAAAAUAGCAAUAAAAAAUAAAGAUAAUAAAACGACAAGUCCUCUCGAAAAUCCCCAUCCCUCAAUUCUACAAUCUUCAUUCUCAAUCCAACAACUACAACUACGAAAAUAUGACUCCUCAUUUUCUCCGUUAAUAAUUAUAGAACACAUCCCUUUUUUUCUUUUUGCUUCAAAUCUUUUAUGGCCUCUUUCGUUGAAAUCAGUCGGUACAAUCUGAUUCCACUCUCUGUGACUUCUCUCUGCGGUUGCCCAUGCCGUCUCUUAUCCAACAAAACCCUAAUUCCCACUAGAAGAACCCCCAAACUCAAGCUUAACUUUGUCUUUCAUGGAUCGAAAUCGGUCUUCCGGGUUCGUCCUACCAGUAUUUACGUCAACCGGCGGUUAAUUACGGCCGUCGCCCGUGCUGAACCCGAAAGUAUCGACGAAAGCAAUGCCGAGGAGGAAGUUGACCAAGGCACUGUCUUACCAACGACAAAGGAUUCUUUUUCUGAGUUACAACAUAAAUCAAGUCAGUUGAGAAAAAGGAUCGUUUUCGGACUUGGUAUUGGGAUCUCUGUCGGAGGUGCUGUAUUAGCUGGAGGAUGGGUUUUCACUGUGGCUUUGGCAGCUGCUGUUUUCCUUGGCGCACGUGAGUAUUUUGAAUUGGUUAGGAGCCGUGGAAUCACAGCAGGAAUGACACCUCCUCCACGAUAUGUCUCGCGAGUUUGCUCUGUUAUAUGUGUGUUCAUGCCCAUUCUCACAUUAUACUUUGGGAAUAUUGAUAUUUCAGUGACAUCUGCUGCAUUUGUUGUGGCUACGGCAUUGCUCAUGCAAAGAGGAAACCCUCGUUUUGCUCAGCUCAGCAGUACCAUGUUUGGGUUAUUUUAUUGUGGCUACCUCCCUUGUUUUUGGGUUAAGCUCAGAUGUGGUUUAGCAGCUCCUGCCUUGAAUACUAGAAUAGGAGCUGGAUGGCCUUUUCUUCUUGGUGGCCAAGCUCAUUGGACUGUAGGCCUUGUGGCAACCUUGAUUUCUUUCAGCAGUAUAAUAGCAGCAGAUACAUAUGCUUUUUUGGGUGGAAAGGCCAUUGGUAAGACCCCACUUACUAAUAUAAGUCCAAAGAAGACAUGGGAAGGAGCUAUUGUUGGCUUGGGUGGUUGUAUAGCAACUUCUGUAGUAUUAUCAAAGAUUUUUAGCUGGCCAGCUUCGUUAGUGAGUGCAAUAGCCUUCGGGUUUCUCAACUUCUUUGGAUCUGUUUUUGGUGAUCUUACUGAAUCGAUGAUCAAGCGUGAUGCUGGUGUUAAGGACUCUGGCUCCCUAAUACCUGGACAUGGUGGAAUACUUGAUAGAGUGGAUAGUUACAUAUUCACAGGUGCACUUGCAUACUCUUUUGUCAAAAUCUUGUUACCGCUCUAUGGAGUUUGAUACGUAAAUUUUUUGAUCAGUAGUAAGUAAGGAUACCAGAUAGAAUUUCUUCAGUGUUUAUAUACAUAUAUAUAUUAUUGAAAAGGAGUGCAGAAGCACAUUUGAUGGAUUCAUCCAAAAGAAAUCAGUUUCUGCUUGCUCUUUAAGAAUCUGACAGAAGCAAAUUGAGGUUCUGCUAUAGAUAAGUGGUGGAGUACAUUUCUUAUACGAGUUCUUCCAAGUUCAAUGUAAUGAUACUACACAGGCCAUUUGACUUUUAUGGGGCUUUCCUUUUAACUUAAAAGGUUCAUGUUCA